Cydia pomonella (codling moth) is the source of this 2810-nucleotide messenger RNA. It is a transcript of the gene Ubc7, whose product is annotated as ubiquitin-conjugating enzyme E2 G2. Gene Ontology annotation, cellular component: cytosol; endoplasmic reticulum. The transcript has 5 exons. The record is from RefSeq and is a predicted model, not a curated record. Lineage: Eukaryota; Metazoa; Arthropoda; Insecta; Lepidoptera; Tortricidae. Bases 145 to 651 code for a protein of 168 amino acids.
CAGACGUCGGACGUAUUUUCUUGCUUUUACGAUACGACCACCUCUACACAGCUCGUUUUGGUCUAUAUUUUAAAAAAAACAGAGUAGAUCAAUACUUGAUUUCAUGACUUCAAAAACAAUUUGAAGCUGCAUUAAAAUCUUACAAUGGCUGGGUCAGCAUUACGACGGCUUAUGGCCGAAUAUAAACAGCUUACAGUUAAUCCACCAGAGGGAAUUAUUGCCGGGCCGAUCAACGAAGAAAAUUUCUUCGAAUGGGAAGCUCUAAUCACGGGGCCAGAAGGGACAUGUUUUGAAGGUGGCAUUUUCCCGGCAAAGUUAGUAUUCCCUCCAGACUACCCGCUGAGCCCUCCCAAAAUGCAGUUCACUUGUGAAAUGUUUCAUCCAAACAUAUAUGCUGAUGGGCGUGUCUGCAUAUCUAUUCUCCAUGCGCCAGGAGAUGAUCCCAUGGGGUAUGAGAGCAGCGCUGAGAGGUGGUCGCCAGUUCAAAGUGUUGAAAAAAUACUGUUGUCAGUAGUCAGUAUGCUAGCUGAACCUAAUGACGAGAGUGGAGCAAAUGUUGACGCAGCAAAAAUGUGGAGGGAGGACCGAGAACAAUUUAACAAGAUUGCUGAACGAUUGGUCAGGAACACGCUAGGAAUACCAACACAAUAAAAUUUAUGUGCUAAAGUUACUGACUGAGCUUUAAUAUAUUUGGUGGCUUGUAAACUAGUGUGAAAAUAUAUUUUUAGCAUAAUCUUUCUACACAUGGAGAAAAUAUGUAUAUAUAUAUAUACUCAAAGUUAUCUAAAGCAUGGCAAACCAUUAACAUAUUUUACUACUUAGUAUGUAGUUAGGGUGUUUACAUAUAGAUGUGUAAUCUUGACACAACACUUAAGAUACUCGUAAUUAUUUAUAUCAGAAAAAUCUAAUUAAAUGAACGAUAUUAUAUUUGCACAAAGCUUAGAUUUACUGCAGAAUAAUUUUAAUUGUGUGAUAACCACUACAUUUGGACAUGUUAAUUAUUCUUAUUAUUUUUUUGUAAAAUUGAUUUAUUUUUGUAAUAUUUAGAUUGUAGUGCUAAGCACAGAGCGAAUAAAUAUAUGACUUAUUCAUGUACAUAAAGGUAUUUGAUCUACAACUUGUAAUGACGUAAACAUUUCGCCAACUGCGAAAUUAUCAUUGUGGAGGUAUAGUAUAAAUUUUCUCAAAUAUUUUUUACGCCUGUGACUAUUCUGUUAAACAAAAGCCAUUGUAUAUUUUGAACGAGCGGUGGGCUCCCGUUUUGAGCGCGUGCCAAAGCAACAAUGUCGUUUAAAAAAGCGGCUGUAUCGUGGUGGUUUUAAGAUUCAAAUCUAUGUAAUAAUAUGAGCGCUCGCUUACAUUGAGGUGGUCGAUCGUCCUACAUUACCAAAAAUGAUACACUUAUAUUUAUUAGAACCUUAAAACCACCACAAUACAGCCGCUUUUUGAACGACAUUGUUGCUUCGGCACGCGCUCAAAACGGGAGUCCACCGCUCGCACGAUACAAUGGCUUUUGUUAAACAGAAUAGGGGCAGACGUAAAAAUCAUUUGAGAAAAUUCAUUUGUAUUUUACUGCGUACUAUAAAAUUCAUAUUAUAGUACGCAGUAAAAUACAAACUAGUUAAUGAUGGAUUGGGAUUGUCAGUAAAUUUAGUUGUAAAUAUUGGUAAAUGAGCGAAGAAUUAUAUUUUUGACGUGACAGCGUAGCGAAUUAAUAUUUGCAAUGUGUUUUUGUAAAUAUGUAAUAAUCAUGUAUUUAAUUAUAAAAUGUCUAUCUGUCUAAAUGUAUAUCAACUGAAAGAAAUAAAGUCCUAACGUAUGACAUUACCAUAGAUAAAUAAGUAUAGGCUUAAAGUGCUCACUCCAUACAUUACUUUCCUCACUUACUAAAUAAUAAGUUGUAUGGGAGGUAAGGUAAUGGUACAAUAUAGUAAUAACUCUUAAACUGCAUUAAAACUUAAUAGCUUAAAUUUAAAUUGAACAAAGGAGUUUUUUUUAAUAUACAAACCAAGUAGCAUAAAUGACUUUUACUUUUAAAAUACUGACGUAACUAAUUUAAUAUUUUUGUUUAUGUUUAAAAUUAUUUAAUGUGAUUAAUUUAACAGCCGUUUAAAAUAUUUUUACAUCAUUUUCAAUCGUGGCUGAAUGCCGAAUAGGCCUGUGCCUUAGAUUCCUAACCUGUCAAGAAAUUACAAAAUGCCGGACGAAUGUUUGAUAUGUCACCGUAUUUAAGAAUUAUUUCGCUUAAAAUUUAGUUUUUUCUUCGCAAGUGUGAUGAAAAACAUUGUGUGUAACUACGGGGGUAAGAAUAUUUCAAACUCGGGUCUUUAAUUCCCUCGAAUCCAAAAUUUCACUUACCGCCCUCGUUGCACAAUGUACUAUUAUCCAUGUAUGGAGUGAGCACUAACAAUAAGCUUACUUAUUUCUAAAAGAAAUUAAUGGUAUUUUUUAUUCUAAUUUUGGAGUAGUAUUUUAGAAGCCGACGAAUACCUACAAAUGAUUGUCAGUCGAUAAUUUCAAUUUACAGGCGUUAUACUGUCCAUAUUUCACAAAUAUAAAUAUUGCUUAUUAGUUACAUAAUUAUAUUACUAUAUAAUAAAUAUAUUCGAUUAGAAAAUAUUCAUCUACUGAAUAGAUACUUUUAAUUGAAAAAUUAAGUUUUUUGUAAUGCUUCAAAAAAAAAAGGUUGGACUCAGUAGAAAAUUAAAUAAUUAUUUUGGAACCUCAGGAAUAUACUGUGUAAUAUAUAAUGAAUAAUAUGUAUGUAUAGAAUUUUAAAUAAUGUUUUAAUUAUAAUAGACUAUUCACAA